Conger conger (European conger) is the source of this 1743-nucleotide messenger RNA. It is a transcript of the gene mmp17a, whose product is annotated as matrix metallopeptidase 17a. Gene Ontology annotation, molecular function: zinc ion binding; metalloendopeptidase activity. Gene Ontology annotation, cellular component: extracellular matrix. Gene Ontology annotation, biological process: collagen catabolic process; proteolysis; extracellular matrix organization. Bases 13 to 1743 code for a protein of 576 amino acids. The transcript has 10 exons. The record is from RefSeq and is a predicted model, not a curated record. NCBI's taxonomy places the organism in Eukaryota, Metazoa, Chordata, Actinopteri, Anguilliformes, Congridae.
AUUUCUCCAGAGAUGAUAGUUCCAGUCCUCUGGUUCUUAUCCCAGGCACGUGCCGCGCCGUCUCUCACGGCCCAGCAGCUGGACACGGGGGUGGAUUGGCUGAGCAAGUUUGGGUACCUCCCUCCGCCGGACCCUGUGACUGGACAACUACAGACCAAGGAGGCUCUGACCAACGCCAUCAAAGCCAUGCAGAAGUACGGAGGACUGGAGGAGACGGGAGUGCUAGACCAGGCCACCUUGUUGCUGAUGCAGACCCCUCGCUGCUCUCUGCCUGACCUGUCUGAGGGGGCCUCUCCGGGGCGGCGGAGGAGGGCGCUGAACCCCCAGGGCAAAUGGAGCAAGAGACACCUGUCCUGGAGGGUGAGGACCUUCCCGAAGGAGUCGGCCCUGCUGGGACGGGACACCGUGCGGGCGCUGAUGUACUACGCGCUGAAGGUUUGGAGCGACAUCGCCCCCCUCAACUUCCAUGAGGUGGCAGGGAACGAGGCCGACAUCCAGAUCGACUUCACCAAGGCGGACCACAAUGAUGGCUACCCCUUCGAUGGGCCGGGGGGCACGGUGGCACACGCCUUCUUCCCCGGGGAGCGCUUCUCUGCGGGCGACACACACUUCGACGACGACGAGGCCUGGACCUUCCGGUCUCCGGAAGCCCACGGUAUGGACCUGUUUGCGGUGGCGGUGCACGAGUUCGGUCACGCCAUCGGCCUGGCACACACCUCCGCCCUGGAGUCCAUCAUGCGACCCUACUACCAGGGCCCCGUGGGGGACCCUCUGAAGUACGACCUCCCUUACGAGGACAAGGUCCGCGUCUGGCAGCUCUACGGGGUGCGUGAUUCGGUGUCCCACACCCUCAGCCCUGACGACAGCUCCCAGACCGCCGAGCCUCCCGUCCUGCUGGACCUCCCGGCGAACAGAUCCACAGUCCCGCCAGCACGGGAUGUACCUGACAGAUGCAACAGUCACUUUGAUGCCGUGGCGCAGAUUCGUGGUGAGGCCUUCUUUUUCAAAGGGAAGUACUUCUGGCGUCUGACGCGUGAGAAGCACCUGGUGUCGUUGCGUCCUGCGCAGAUACAGCGCUUCUGGAGGGGCCUGCCUGCCAGCCUGGACAGUGUGGACGCUGUGUACGAGAGACCCGGAGACCACAAGAUCGUCUUCUUCAAAGGACAAAAGUAUUGGGUGUUCAAGGACAACAACGUGGAGGAGGGCUACCCCCGACCGAUCAGCGACUUCGGGCUGCCCAUGGAGGGCGUGGACGGGGCCUUCAUCUGGCUGCACAACGACAAGACCUACUUCUUCAGGGGCAGCCGCUACUGGCGCUACGACGACCACUUGCGGCGGAUGGACCAGGGGUACCCCAAAGACAGCACGCUGUGGAAGGGGGUGCCCACCCAUCUGGACGAUGCCAUGCGCUGGUCAGACAGUGCCACCUACUUCUUCAAGGGGAAGGAGUACUGGCGGGUGGAGGGGAGCGACAUGGAGGUGGGGGUGGGGUACCCCCAGCCCAUCGGGCGGGACUGGCUGGUCUGCGCGGAGAUGCAGUCCGACUCCCCGGCGACGGAGGCCAAUGGCACGGACACGAGGAGGAGGGGCCUCCACCACGCCGACCACGCCGAGAGCGGCUACGAGGUGUGCUCCUGCACCUCGGACUCUGCCGCGCCCCUCUCGCCCCGCCUCGCCCUCGCCCCCCUGUGGCGCCUCGCGCCCCUCUGGACGCUCUUGCUCACCCUGUCCGCGCCCCUCUGA